ACAUGGUUGGAGACUUGGGGAAAAUGGAGGCUGGCAUGGGACAGACCUUUGGGAUCCAAAGAACAAAACAGAACAGAAAAACGUACACAGAUUGUCGGUUUCUUAUCGAACCUAUGUGCCACCUCCGCAGCUAAUGGUCUUGUUCUAUCACUCUUUCUGUACUAUGACAGUAGAAGUCAAAAGACAACGGAGCAAGUACAGUGGAGCUCUGCAGCUUUCAAUUAUUAGAAAAACAAAUACAAAUAUCAGGAAAAAUAAAACCGGUAUUUUUCUCCAAAUACAAUGUUUCUGUCUGUUGCUUGGUGGGUUUUUUAGUAGCCAUAGAUUCGUGGUAGAUUCCAGAUGCUCUUUUGUAAUCAAAUGCCUACCCAAGAUUUCCCGAUUAACAGUACUGUACUUCUUCUGAGUCAUACAUGCAUACACCACGGUGAACCGAACUGAGUCACUAAGUGGCGACUGGCUAGUGCUUGAACGGUCGUUGGAGAUGUAAAGAGUUAGAUUUUUUUCUUUUUUCAGCUUUUUCUAACUGCUUCUCUGGCCAAGUUAUAUGUGGCUUUCUCCCCUUCCAUACUUUCUUUGUCUCGAAUAAAAUAUUUUUUCUAUCCCAGAAGCCAGAAUCCAGUUCACUAUUUGCAAUAUUUUGUAUUUAUACAAGAUUAGUUAGACUAUUGGGAGUUUUAUUCAUUGGUUACAAGAUGAACGGAGCUGCUCUUGUAGCUCUUGCUGCUACUAUUGGUAACUUCUUGCAAGGAUGGGAUAAUGCCACAAUUGCCGGGGCUGUUGUUUACAUCAAGAAGGAUCUCAGUUUGAGUACUACUGCAGAAGGUCUUGUCGUGGCCAUCUCACUCAUUGGAGCCACUUGUAUCACAACAUGCUCUGGACCCAUAUCAGAUUGGCUUGGUCGUCGUCCAAUGCUAAUACUCUCAUCAGUUCUCUAUUUUAUUAGUGGUUUGAUAAUGUUGUGGUCACCCAAUGUUUAUGUCCUAUGCCUAGCAAGACUGUUAGAUGGAUUUGGAAUCGGUUUGGCAGUUACUCUUGUUCCAGUCUAUAUAUCUGAGACUGCCCCAUCAGAAAUUAGGGGAUCGUUAAACACCCUUCCUCAGUUUACUGGUUCUGGUGGCAUGUUUUUGUCAUAUUGUAUGGUUUUUGGGAUGUCAUUGAUGACCUCACCUAGUUGGAGGUUAAUGCUUGGAGUUCUUUCCAUUCCUUCCCUUGUGUAUUUUGCAUUAGCAGUAUUUUUCUUGCCCGAAUCUCCUCGGUGGCUUGUGAGCAAAGGAAAGAUGGUUGAGGCAAAACAGGUUCUGCAGAGAUUACGUGGCAGGGAAGAUAUUUCAGGUGAGAUGGCUCUGUUGGUUGAAGGUCUUGGAAUCAGCGCUGAAACAUCUAUAGAAGAGUACAUAAUUGGUCCAGGUGAUGAACUUGCUUAUGGGGAGGAACCCACUACUGAGAAAGACAAAAUCAGAUUAUAUGGACCUCAAGAGGGCCUCUCGUGGGUUGCCAAGCCUGUGACUGGACAGAGUUCUCUGGCGCUUGCCUCUCGCCAGGGAAAUCUAGCAAACCAAAGUGUCCCUCUUAUGGACCCACUUGUGACUCUAUUUGGUAGUGUUCAUGAAAAGCUGCCAGAAACAGGAAGUAUGCGAAGUAUGCUUUUUCCAACCUUUGGAAGCAUGUUCAGUACUGCAGAGCCUCAUGUAAAAAAUGCACAUUGGGAUGAAGAGAGCCUGCAGAGGGAAGGAGAGGACUACACAGCUGAUGCUGGUGAGGAAGAUUCAGAUGACAAUUUGCAUAGUCCAUUAAUCUCUCGCCAAACAACUAGCAUGGAAAAGGACACAGUGCCCCCUCCUUCCCAUGGCAGCACAUUGAGCAUGAGGCACCAUAGCAGUCUAAUGCAAGGAGGUGGGGAGACAGUUGGCAGUACUGGUUUAGGUGGUGGUUGGCAGUUGGCAUGGAAAUGGUCUGAGAGAGAAGGAGAGGAUGGAAAGAAGGGAGGAGGAUUUAAAAGGAUUUACUUGCACCAGGAGGGAGUCUCUGGAUCCCGCCGUGGAUCUAUUUUUUCACUUCCUGGUAAUGAUGUACUUCCAGAAGGUGAGUAUAUCCACGCUGCAGCUUUGGUAAGCCAGCCAGCUCUGUAUUCAAAGGAGCUUAUGGAUCAGCAUCCAGUUGGACCUGCAAUGGUUCACCCUGCUAAAACAGCUACAAAAGCUCCAAUUUGGUCAGCUCUUUCGGAACCUGGAGUUAAGCGUGCACUGAUUGUUGGGAUUGGAAUACAGCUGCUACAGCAGUUUUCUGGCAUUAAUGGAGUCCUUUACUACACUCCUCAAAUUCUUGAAGAGGCAGGUGUUGAGGUUCUUCUGGCAAACUUGGGCCUUGGUUCAGACUCUGCAUCGUUCCUUAUCAGUGCAUUUACAACCUUGCUGAUGCUUCCCUGUAUUGGUGUAGGCAUGAGACUCAUGGAUAUAUCAGGCAGAAGGCAGCUGUUGCUCGCCACCAUUCCAGUGCUGAUAGUGUCACUCAUCAUUCUAGUUAUUAGCGAGACUGUAUAUUUCAGCUCGGUUGUCAAAGCCGGAAUCUCAACUGCAUGUGUUAUAAUCUACUUCUGCUGCUUUGUCACAGCCUAUGGACCAAUACCAAAUAUUCUCUGCUCCGAAAUUUUCCCAACAAGGGUCCGUGGCCUUUGCAUUACUAUCUGUUCAGUGGUUUACUGGAUUUGCGACAUCAUUGUCACUUACACACUACCUGUGCUGCUUAGUUCGAUAGGCCUGGCUGGCAUAUUCGGGAUUUAUGCUGUUGUAUGUGUGAUCUCCUGGGUUUUCAUCUUCUUGAAAGUACCAGAAACCAAAGGCAUGCCACUUGAAGUCAUUACUGAAUUCUUUGCUGUUGGGGCAAGGCAAGCUGAUGCAGUCAAGAGUGAAUGAUUCAAAGCUUUUGUCCCUUCUGUGAUUUUAGCUGCUAGGGUUGUCUUCCAACCCUCCUUGGAGAGAUUUUGAGCGAUGUCAUUGCAAUGUGAUCAGUAUCAGCUGAUUAUAAGAGGUUAAAUGAUUUUUUUUUUUUCUAUCUAAAUUUAUUUUAGUAUUAUAUAGUUAAUUUUGUUUCAAAAAUACCCGAAUGCCAUGUCAAUAACAUAAUCAGUUCCUUGUAUUUAUGGAAUAUGCAUGGAGAUGGAAAACCAAUUCCCAUA
Mangifera indica (mango) is the source of this 3178-nucleotide messenger RNA. RefSeq names its product monosaccharide-sensing protein 2. Gene Ontology annotation, molecular function: myo-inositol:proton symporter activity. Gene Ontology annotation, biological process: transmembrane transport. The transcript is spliced from 7 exons. The record is from RefSeq and is a predicted model, not a curated record. NCBI's taxonomy places the organism in Eukaryota, Viridiplantae, Streptophyta, Magnoliopsida, Sapindales, Anacardiaceae. Bases 696 to 2915 code for a protein of 739 amino acids. Gene Ontology annotation, cellular component: membrane.